This is a messenger RNA of Macrosteles quadrilineatus (aster leafhopper), 3563 nucleotides long. RefSeq names its product solute carrier family 22 member 4-like. The record is from RefSeq and is a predicted model, not a curated record. Gene Ontology annotation, molecular function: transmembrane transporter activity. Gene Ontology annotation, biological process: transmembrane transport. Bases 96 to 1769 code for a protein of 557 amino acids. Lineage: Eukaryota; Metazoa; Arthropoda; Insecta; Hemiptera; Cicadellidae. The transcript is spliced from 11 exons. Gene Ontology annotation, cellular component: membrane.
CUUGUCCGCUGCACAGCUGAUUUCCCGCACAGCUGAUCCUGACCACUGCCAGAGGAUUCUACAAGGAAUUCAUUAUUUCCCUCUGACAUUCAAAGAUGAUGGACCUGGACUCCAUGCUGAAGGACCUGGGACAGUUUGGCAAGUACCAGGCGUUCUGCUACACUGUGCUCAUGUUUCCUGUCAUCAUGUGUGGUUUCCGCUCCACGGAGUACAUCUUCACCACAAUGAGCAUACCACACAGAUGUCUCGUCCCCGAGUGCGAGGACUCCCCCAAUACAGCAGACUUCAAAGCAGCCUGGCUCCAUGCAGCAGUUCCUUUCACUGAUCGAGCAAACAAUCACGUUCCCCACGAGUGUCUGCGAUAUCAACCUUUGUCUGCGGCUGCGGUCAAUAACCAAACUGUGUGUUCUGCUGAGAUGUUCAACAAGAGUGCGGUCACUUGCAAUGAAUGGGUGUUCUCUGAACCCACCAAAACCAUAGGGACGGAUUUUAAAAUCCUCUGUCCUGAAGAUCUGUGGAAGCUCACACUCAUUGGUAGUGUGUUUGUAAUGUCAAGCUUCAUCGGCAUUCCGGUUGCUGGAUUAAUAUCUGACAGGGUUGGCCGCAAGACAGUGCUGGUAUAUAGCUGUGUAGUUCUGGCUGUGACUGGAGUUAUCAGAUCUUUCUCUGAAAACUACACAAUAACACUCAUUAUGGAGUGUUUAGAUGGAUUCAUGGCUGUGUACUCUCCUGCUUUCAUACUUGGUCUGGAGAUUCUGGCUCCCCAAAAGCGUCUGCUGGGCAGUUUGCUGAUCAACGUCUACUUUGCCUUGGGAGAGGUCGUGCUAGCCCUGGUGAUGUGGGCAAUGGCUGACUGGAGACUGAUGCUGCGAGUUCUCUACAUACCUUCACUGCUGCUGGUGCUCAUGCAUUGGCUGCUUCCAGAGUCAGUUAGAUGGUUGCACACUCAAGAUAGAAUUGAAGACAUUGAGAAAAUCUUCGGCAGGAUGGCCAAGAUGAACAACACUGAAGACAAGUUGCCGAGUGUUCUGAGCCAGCUGCAUAACGCACAUUUUCAGGGUACCGACAUAACCCCAAAACCAACAGAACAGUCGGGAAAAGCCUCAAAACCCAGCCGACUAAUGGCAGUUUGGAAAUCCCGUACCAUCAUGUGUCGUUUUAUUGCCCUCGCCUUGUGUUGGAUGGCCUCCAUCUUCUCCUACUACGGUAUCUCCCAGUACACCACCUUGUUUGAGAGCAGCAACCGCUACGUGUCCUUCCUAUUGGCCAGCCUGAUAGAGGCACCAGCCUAUGUAGUCAGUUUGUGGCUACCUGACUGGCCAUUGCUGGGUAGAAAAGGCACCACCGCGUGGUCGUUCUUCCUCUGUGGCGUAACUUGCUUUCUUCUCAUGUUUGUUAGCAAGGGUCAAGUGGUGUUCAGUGUGUUCUUGUUCCUCACAUCCAAGUUCGCCUCUACUCUGACACUGACGGUGUUGUACGUCUACACAGCUGAAGUGUUCCCAACAGAGUUGCGACACACGCUGCUAGCCUGCUGCUCCAUGGUGGGACGAGUUGGCUCUAUUCUCUCUCAGCAGACACCUCUCAUUAGUAUGUACUUUGAUCCGAUGAUAUUAUUUUCCCUUUUGUCAAUUAUGGGUGGGAUUUUCACCCUGACCUGCCCUGAGACUCUCAACACAACUCUUCCUGACACCAUCGAGGAAGCUGAGAAGAUUGGGCAGCCUCAACAAAAACAGGGACAAACUGUACCUCUUGAGGCGCAGAAAUAUUGAUAUCACUCACACAUUUAUCAUAAUUUAAUGAUGGUUUGUAGCUUUUGGACUAUUAAUAGGUAUUUAAAAUUGUGUAAAUAUCAGCUUUACAUCAAUCCAAAUACUGCAAUCAGCAAAACUAGUUUAUGGCAAAACCAUCCUUUCCCUUGGCUACACAUGGACAUAAGUACUGUACAUGUAAUUAUGUUUGUUAUCUUCAGAGUUGAACAAUGUAAUCUUUAAGUCUCAAUAAACUACAUUUCCGUAGACACACAAUAGAACACUAGCACAAUAAAGAAAAGAAAUAGUAUAUUACGAUACAAGGCAGGGAAGUUGGUUUUUAUGGUACGAGCAUGAUUUUUCCUGCGCGAGGCUUGUCGAUGAGUGGGAUUUCAUAUGAGUACUGAUAACACCUUGAUGAUUUGUGUCAGUAUGGUAACUUUUACCAUACUACCAGUUAAAAAACUUUUUUUAUAAUAAGUAUUUUGGUAUUUUAGACUUGUAGUCUAACAUAACAUCAUCAUUUAAAACUUACCUACUAAAAGUUUGAGGAUGUAACAUAAAGCGUGGGCCUAGGAUUUUUGUGAGGAUAGCAGGCUUACUUUAAAUAAAAAAAAGAGUACAAACUGGCAGUAGAGAAACAAAAAAUUAAACUAUAUACAAAAAACUAUUAGAAUAUUUAACUGUCACUGAGAGCGUUUAAACCAAAAUGACCAAUUUUGGGGGAAACUCAACAAUUUUUAAAGUAAAGCUCCAUCAAGUGACACCUCAUUCGUUUAAAAGAAUAUUGGCAAAAACAAGAGGUCUAUCUGAACCUGUUACAUAAUGGCGGCCAUCUGCCCCCACCCCAAGAUACCCCAUUUUGGUUUCCAGUUUUUUGUUACAGUGAUAAUGACCUUAAUGUACACUGUACAACAGAUUGGUGUAUGUACAUUUUUUUCAUGGAAUCUCUUAGGCUGAUGAAAAAAUAAAACCUAUCCGCCAUCCUGUAAUGGGUUGGGAUGGAGACCCUUAGUUUUCUUUUGUCAAUAUCUUUUUAAACUAAUAGCAUGUAAAAUGAUGUGUUAUUUGAUGGGGCUUUACAUUUAAAAUCUUUAAGAUGCCCACAAAAUAACCAAUUGUACGUUUACGGAAGAAAUUGGGAUACCGUACCAACAAAAAAGUGCACAUUUAUGCCAUAGAGGUGUGCAGAGUUUGGUUUUCCUGGUGUAACCCAUUAAAAAGUUUUUGGUCCAUAAUUUUGCCCCUUCUGUAUACUAUAUUAUGUAAAUUAUAAAAUAGUGACCUCUGAAGAUGCCACACUUAGUGGCAAAAUGUACACCGGGAAACUAACACUUCAAGAACUCAAGACAACUACAAAACAAAAGGUAACUUAGUAAAAUCUUUGAGUCUAGAAAGUCUAAGGAUGUUUGAGGUUGCAUUAUUUAUACCUAAAAAUUUUUAUGACAAAACAAGUUGCUGAGUCCAUUCCGUAGACUACUCACAUAAUUUUCAAUUCAGUAGUUCCUUGAUUAUAAAACAAGAAUUGAUUAUUAAACAAGACUUGUUAUCAAGUUUGACUUCUUAUUGAGGUUUGCUACAAUUAUUGUUACAGUAUAGUUAGUUAUUUUGUUAAGUUUUUGUUUUGAUAUAACUUUAAAUAAAUGUAUACUGUGUACGACUGUUUGAUUAGAUAAGUAAAUUAAAACUCUUAUUGAAUGAUACAUGUUUUUAAGUGUGGAAGACAUGGUUAACAAGUUAACAAGCAAAUUUGUAUGUUGAAACUUGUUACUGUAUAUCGUUUAAAAAACUUUAGUCAUGGAAGUUUAGAGAGAA